This is a messenger RNA of Penicillium coprophilum, 1002 nucleotides long. Its product is annotated as Short-chain dehydrogenase/reductase SDR. The transcript has 2 exons. The record is from RefSeq and is a predicted model, not a curated record. Lineage: Eukaryota; Fungi; Ascomycota; Eurotiomycetes; Eurotiales; Aspergillaceae. The coding region runs from base 1 to 1002 and encodes 333 amino acids.
AUGUCUGUUCUUUCGACCCUAGAGGGGGUCUUCUCAACGGUGUUCUCCAACAUCUUCAUCCAACUUCCUUAUCCCGAAGGUGAUCUCAACGGACAGACAGUCAUCGUAUCCGGUUCAAACCAAGGACUCGGUCUCGAGGCCAGCCGCCACCUGUUGCGCCUAGGUGUGGAGAAGUUGAUCAUGGCCGUACGCGAUCUGAAGAAAGGCGAGGCUGCGAGACAAGAACUAUUGAAAUCCACCGGCCGCGAAGAAAGCUCAGUCGAGGUGUGGCUGCUGGACAUGGAUAGCUAUGCCUCGGUCAAAAGCUUUGCUAGCCGUGCUGCUGUUCUACCGCGCCUUGAUGCUCUGUUAGCGAAUGCCGGGCUGGCUACCAAUACAUUUAUUGUAUCGGAGGAGGACGAGAGAACCAUCACCGUCAACGUGGUCAACACCUUCUUGCUUGUUGCCUUACUGGUUCCCAAACUGCGAGAUUCAGCUUCCAAGUUCAAUAUCACACCUCGCAUCACCAUCCCAAACUCGGCUCUGCAUUAUAUCGCUUCUCUUGGACAACUGGAUCCUCAUUACAAGAGCAGUAUUUUCGAAUCGCUCAACAACAAAGAGACUACCAAUAUGAUGGGUCGAUAUCCACUGUCAAAGCUGCUGGUAUUGUUCGGCGUGCGUGCAUUUGCGUAUCAGUUUGCACGGAGUAAAGCGCCACUGAUUAUCAUCAACACGCCAAACCCUAGCUUCUGCAAGUCUCAAUUGACGAGGGAAACAGACAGUGCCGGUCUCCGCAUUGGUGAAAAGCUGUUGGCUCGUAGUACGGAGGAAGGAAGUCGUGCUUUGAUACACGCGAUCAUGGCUGACGAGAAAAGCAAUGGGCAGUAUCUGACAAACUGUCAGGUUCACAGUCCAUCUUGUAUCGUGACUGAUGGAAAGGGAGUUAUGUUUCAGAAAGCCUUUUUCGCAGAGUUGGUUGCCAAGUUGGAGAAGAUUGCACCAGGCGUGACCACUUGUUUUUGA